CCGCCGCCGCCUGUGACGUCACCGGCGCGCGCUCACGCUCACGUCUCCCCGCGCGCACGCGCCCGGCGCAGACGCGGGGGAACGGCUCGUGCCCCUCAGUCCAACAUGGCCGACUUCGAUACCAUUUACGAGCUGGACGAGGAGGACGAGCGUGUGGUGAUGGACGAGCAUUUGAUCCGAUACACGCCGGACCCCGUGGUGGUGCGAGGGGCAGGCCACAUAACAGUGUUUGGCCUCAGCAACAAAUUUGACCCAGAAUUUCCUUCAGUGCUUACAGGGAAGGUGGCUCCAGAAGAGUAUAAAACGAGCAUUGGUCGGGUAAAUGGAUGCUUAAAGAAAAAUCUUCCCAUCAAUGUGAAGUGGCUUCUUUGUGGUUGUUUAUGUUGCUGUUGCACCUUGGGCUGCAGUCUGUGGCCUGUCAUCUGUCUUAACAAAAGAACUAGAAGAUCAAUACAAAAACUGUUAGAGUGGGAGAACAACAGAUUGUAUCACAAGCUUGGGUUGCACUGGAAGUUAAGUAAAAGGAAAUGUGAGUCCAGUAACAUGAUGGAAUAUGUAAUACUAAUAGAAUUCUUACCAAAAUUUCCUAUAUUCCGACCAGACUAAGAAAAAAAGCCAACCAUCAAGAAAAAGCAUAUCAUUCCUGCCCUGAGUGCCUUGUAGUUACCUGAACAGAUGACUGCCAAUACACCUGUUUUAAGAGUAAUCUACUGUAGUGAGUGUAGAUACCUUUCUAAUGUAUUUUUCCUUCACAAGCAUAUUUUGCACAUGUAUUAUUUUCUUUCUUUGAAGUGUUGCACUCCCUCACCCUCUCUAUGAAGACAGAGGUGUUUCACUUUGAAAGAAUUUCAAUCUUGUACAUAAUGCUUCAGUUCAUAUUGUACAGUGUGGUAUGUUAAUGUUUACAGAAUGUUGCUCUUUUACUACACCCCCAAAUAUUGAAAUAUAGGACUUUUUUGAUUAAAUGUGACAUUGUUUGCGUAGAUCUCAAUCUGUAUUCUGUAUUCAUAAAGAGAUUAGCAAUGCAACCGGAAGAGAAAGUGCCUUGGUGUUAUUGUAGGAACAAUUAAUCCCAUUGAAGUACAUAUAUUUAAAAAAAAGCAAAUCUAAUAUAUACUACAUUUGAAAAUGACUGAGGAAGUGGAGUAGAUAAAGCAUGUUGGGAGAGUAAUUAGGUCACUUGUGCGAAAUUGAUGGGAAGCAUCAACCACUACUUGUGCCUGACUCCUGAAAUUUGGAACAAAUGGAACUAAAUUUUUGGAGGCAAAUACAGGUAGUGACUAAUAUGGUCACCACCAAAAACUAAUUUCUCCCCAAAUACUUCUGACAGCAACUGAAUUUCUCAAGUAUUCUGGUCAUUUAAGUGUAAAUUUUAAUGUGCUAAUCAGUGAAAGUAAUGUUGAAUAUUAUAUCUCAGUUUGGAUGAAGGAGUAAAUGGGUGAAAGAUUUAAGCGUAUAGCAAUCGAAGGAGGUCAUUUUCUUAUGGUUCCAGUGAUCAGGCUCUCCUCAUGAUGAAUAGUCCUUAACCACUCCCACCCAACACUCACUGGCAAAAAUCUGUUUUCUUGAUCAUUAUCUUGUUAGUCUUCCCUGAAAUUUACUAAAAUAUUCAUUACCUUUUGAGAAAGUGUUCUUGGCUUCAUUGGUAAACCUCAAGUUUGAUUCCUGUUCAGUAAUACUUGCAGGCUGAUUAAAUAUUGGAAGUUGUUAUUGUAGGGAAAGAUACAUUAUCAAUAUUUGCUUCAGCAAAAAAUAUUAAUUUCUCUUGCUCCAAAGCAUGCUCUUAUGAAGUGGGAAUAUUUGUGUCUCCAAAGACACAGGAGAGAAUGUUAGUGAGGUUAUACGUGCUGUUGAAGGUUCUAUUCAGGAAUGUUAAUUUGCCUUGCAAAUUUUAUAUUAACGCAUCACUAUACCUUCUAAUGAAGAAUUGAUCCUCUGAACUUUUAAAAAUUUAAGCUUAAAUGCCCUUCUGUUUCUUUAGGAUUUCAGUAACUUUUUGAUUGGAGAAAUGAAAUUCAUUACUAGUAACAUAUUGUUGAAAACGCGGAACGCAAGAACUCUGUGAACUCAAUCCAUAUACGUAUUGCAUUCAGUACAACAUUUUUCUGACAGUAAAGGAUGACCUUUUCGUGUUGGGAAUUAGGAAAAAAGUGGACCUUUUUGAUCCAAUGUUGUAGUACCCUAACUCUCCUGUCACAGUAUCCAGCUGCACUUUUACUGUGUUUAUUGCAUUUAGCUCCACUCUGCCUGGUAAAUUAUUCCAAGAAUUUGGUGAUUUAAAUAAAGAUGGGCCCAUACACUUUGCUUUUCUUAAAUGUUUAAAUUAUCAUUGUCUAGUCAAUUCACAGUUUUUGUGUGGUACGUUGAGGAUACCCUUUUUUUUUUAACUCCUUUUUCCCCUCUGCUUCCAUCCCUUACUCUCCCUUCCACAGUAAUGCCAUAUUUUAAUUUCUAGAACUUUUAAGAAUUUGUCAAAUGUAAGUUUUAACUAGUUGUUAAACUGAGUAAAAUUAGUUCAGAGAUCUGGUGGAAGUGCCAAAAUAACUAUGUGGUUGUACCUGUGGGAGUAGUUGCCCAAACUACUGAAAUCAAUGAGUUCUGUAUGUAAAUCAAAAAUAACAGAAUCCAGUAUAACUACAGGGGGGAAAAAAAACUAGGAUAAAAAUUUAUGGAUUACAAAUAUAACUAACUGCAAUUGACCAAGAUUAUUGCACAGUAAUUCCUAAUUAAUAGAAUGGAUUUCCAGGUGCACAAAGCAUAUUGAUUAUCAUUUAGCUUGUAUAGUAAUCAAUAUGCUGGUAUAAAGACAAUGAAACAAAUCCUGUCAUGUAUUUCCUCAUUUUAGUUUUGGGUGGAUUAGUUUAAAAACUAUAUACAUGCACCAGUCUCACUAACCUUUGCAAUAGGAAGGGAAAGACAUAACUACCAGGUAAUAAUGAGGUAAAAUUAAACACAUCAGAUUUUAAAAGCUUGUGUGCUUCACAUGUUGGAUCAUGGCCUGGAAGUUUCUUGCAUACUAGCUUUUUGUUGCCUAUUUUACCAUAGUUGUGCUUUUUGCCAGAACUUUUCACCAUAAAUGGAUAGAAAAAUAUGAGAAUGUAAUAACAAUUGAAAUAUUCAGGAGAUAGCUAUGUGAACCCUGAUAUUCCUACACAAUGUCUUUUAAAAUCUGUACAAUUUUGUUUUAAAUUGUGACCUUUUUGGAAGGAGGGGAAUGUUCAUUUUCAAACAUUUUUUAAAAUUUCAACUUUUUUUAUUUGAAUGUGCCACAAAUGGUCUAGAUUGCCGAAAGACAAAAAUUGGAAUUGCAGUUUUAUGCUGUUAAGGAUGCAAAUUCUUCAAACCUGCUUGUGUAUAAAGCAGUUUUAAAAUAAAAAAAAAUUGUUCCAACAAUCAAGAUCACAAUGCAGAUGCACGAUAGAUUCGACACUUGUAAAUUACAUCAAAAUGAAAUAUUAAAAUAUUAUUUGCCUGCAACCCUACAGGUGAAAAAUGCAGAACACAUAUUCUUAACUUUAGUUGUUUAGUAAUAUUAUUUGACAGAUUAAUUAUCAAAUGGUGCAUGUUAGUUUUUUUAAGUGAUGUCAGCAGAAGGAUAUAAACAGACAUUUCAUUUGAAUAAAGAGUUAAAUUUGCAAAGAUCCAUCAUGGCUUUAUGUAUUUAUUAUUAAACACAAGCAGGGGAAGAGAAGAAAUGAGUACCUAAACAUUAGUCAUUGCACUGUAUUCCAAGUUCUCCAUUCAAACUACAUGCUAAAGUGUUGAAUGUGCUGUAGGGCAAUGGAUAAGUAUGUGAUUAAAAAUCCAGUGUUUUGUGAAAAAAGUAUUGGCCAAAACAGUAAAAUGCUGUACUUGUGAAUUGUACAUGGCAUUAGAAAUUUUUAACAGGCCAUUAGUUUAAACAAACAUUAACAAUUUUUUUGAAUCUCUUUGAUUGAAUUCCCUUAAUUCCCUUUCUUCUCUUCUCCACCCCUUCCCCAAAAAUCCAUGUUGUCGUAGUUAAGCUGUUAGCUAUUUGUCUAUUUCUGGAAUGUAUUAUUUUCAGCUGAUGUUUUUCAACUUACCAAGUCAUUUAUCAAUAUGUAUAAAUAAAGUAAGUUUAAAUAUA
Pristis pectinata (smalltooth sawfish) is the source of this 4108-nucleotide messenger RNA. RefSeq names its product cysteine-rich hydrophobic domain 1 (gene chic1). The record is from RefSeq and is a predicted model, not a curated record. The coding region runs from base 106 to 606 and encodes 166 amino acids. Lineage: Eukaryota; Metazoa; Chordata; Chondrichthyes; Rhinopristiformes; Pristidae. The transcript has 6 exons.